CGGGUGAGGCAUCCACCAUGGUGAGGCCCCUGAGCCGCUGCCCCCGCGCCCCCCCGGCCGCCGCUGCCUCCUGCCCCUCGGUGCUGCCGCUGCUCCUCCGCCUGCUGUUGCUCCUCCAUCUCCAGAUCGGAUCGCGGUGAGGGAAAGAUGAGCGAGGAGACGGCGACUUCUGACAACGAUAAUAGUUAUGCACGAGUGCGAGCUGUGGUGAUGACCCGGGAUGACUCAAGUGGUGGAUGGUUACCACUUGGAGGGAGUGGACUAAGCUGCGUCACGGUCUUCAAAGUCCCUCACCAGGAAGAGAAUGGCUGUGCUGACUUUUUUAUCCGUGGAGAGCGACUCAGGGACAAAAUGGUGGUUUUGGAAUGUAUGCUUAAAAAAGACCUCAUUUACAAUAAGGUCACUCCAACAUUUCACCACUGGAAGAUUGAUGACAAGAAAUUUGGCCUUACUUUUCAAAGUCCUGCUGAUGCUAGGGCUUUUGAUAGAGGCAUUCGAAGAGCUAUAGAAGAUAUUUCUCAAGGAUGCCCAACAUUUAAAAAUGAAGCUGAAGGAACAGAAGAUGACUUACAAGCAACUGAAGAGGACAGUUCCAGUUCUCUAGUGAAAGAUCAUCUCCAGCAAGAGACAGUUGUUACCAGUGAGCCGUACAGAAGCUCAAGACCUUCUGCCUUUGAAGAUCUGAAUGCCAGAAGAGUUUACUUGCAGAGCCAAGCCAAUCAGAUAACGUUCAGUCAUCCGGGCCUAGACAGUCAGAGCAGAAGUAUAGAAUAUGUACAACGACAAAUAUCCAAGGAAUGUGGAAACCUAAAAUCCCAAAAUAGGGUCCCUUUGAAAUCAAUCCGACAUGUCAGCUUUCAAGAUGAAGAUGAGAUUGUCAGAAUAAACCCUCGAGAUAUCUUAAUACGUCGUUAUGCAGACUACAGACAUCCUGACAUGUGGAAAAAUGACUUAGAGAGAGAUGAUACUGAUUCCAAUAUUCAGUUUUCUAAACCAGACAGUAAAAAAUCAGACUAUCUAUACUCUUGUGGGGAUGAAACUAAGUUAAGUUCACUCAAAGACUCUGUGGUAUUUAAGACACAGCCUUCCUCAUUAAAAUUUAAGAAGUCAAAACGAAGAAAAGAAGAUGGUGAACGUUCCCGCUGCGUAUACUGCCAGGAAAGGUUUAAUCAUGAAGAAAACGGCAGGGGAAAAUGUCAGGAUGCUCCAGACCCUAUUAAAAGAUGCAUAUAUCAAGUUAGUUGCAUGCUCUGUGCAGAGAGCAUGUUAUAUCAUUGUAUGUCAGACUCAGAGGGAGAUUUUUCUGAUCCCUGUUCAUGUGACACUAGUGAUGACAAGUUCUGCUUGCGAUGGUUAGCCCUAGUAGCUUUGUCCUUCAUCGUACCAUGUAUGUGCUGCUAUGUCCCUUUGAGAAUGUGCCAUCGUUGUGGCGAGGCGUGUGGGUGCUGUGGUGGGAAGCAUAAAGCUGCUGGGUGAAAGAAUCCCGUGCCAAAAUGAGCUUAAAAUCUUUGUUUCCAGGAAUUAGCUAACUUGUAUUUGUGGAAGCUUUUGGCAAGCAAUAUGAAAUCUUGCCUGGUCUCAUUGGGGCCACACAUGGAGGAAGCAGAACUCGUUAGUUCUUGGCAUUUCACAAACGCUAGCCAUGCCUAACUUUCUCCCUUCAGUGCAUGGCAUGUUUUGUUACAGGUUGUAAAGAGUAUUUGCAAAAGGAAACCAUUUCUGGUUAUUGGCUAUACAAAGUGAGCAUAAAAUAUCCAACUUAAAAGGGAUUAAUUUUUGGCAUUUUUGUAUAUUUAUGCAUUAGCUGAUGGGACUUUUAAAGGUUUGAAUUCAUUAAGACAUAAACUAAAAGUGCACUAGGGGACAGUUGUUUUCAAUCUAAGAAAAGUUAACACUUGGGAAUUAUAAGAAGUAAAACAAGUGCAACUAAAUCAUUUAUUAGUUGUUUUUUGAAAGCGGUUUUAUGUAUAAAUAACAAAUGUUUAUAUUUAACUAAAUAUAAGGUACGAAUUAUCACAUAUUAAACUUUUCUUCCCCUUCCUAGUUCUGAAGUAGAUGUACAUAUAUCUACUGUCACAUUCCAUUAUAUUUUGAAUAUUUUACUCAUCUAGUUAAUAAUGUUUUUAUUCCAUGUGAAUGAUUUGAUAUUUUCAUCCUCAUUUCCCUUUGGCUACAGUUUAUAUUGAGUUCUAUCUGUACAUUCUGGUAAUCUAAAAUCUUUAAAAAUAUUCUAAUAGCCUUGAGUGACCAAUUUUUUUUUUUAAAGCACAGAUGUAAUUGUCUAAUGUUCUGAUGGGAACGUAACACUUAUUUUUAUAUAAAAAGAGACUGAGUAAACAUUAUAGAAAAAAGUGAGGUUUUGGGGUUGUUUUGUUUUUUGUGGUAUUCAACCAGCAAGUUGUUUUCUUUAGAGUUUCCUCCUUCAAAAAAAUCACAUUGCAUUUACAAAUGUUUUACAAGGCAAAAAGUGUAACUGGAUAGUUCAUGUAAAAGUUUCCUCCUGAGAUCUCCAUUUAUCACUCUGCUAAACUAGACUGUGUUCAGCUGUGUUAAUUUUUUAGCUUAAUUCUCAGUGCUUAUUAUUCACAUAACAAUAACUUUUCCCAGUUGCAUUUUACUUUAUUUAAACUUGC
Callorhinus ursinus (northern fur seal) is the source of this 2633-nucleotide messenger RNA. RefSeq names its product sprouty related EVH1 domain containing 1 (gene SPRED1). Lineage: Eukaryota; Metazoa; Chordata; Mammalia; Carnivora; Otariidae. Gene Ontology annotation, biological process: negative regulation of MAPK cascade; multicellular organism development. Gene Ontology annotation, molecular function: protein kinase binding. Gene Ontology annotation, cellular component: membrane. The record is from RefSeq and is a predicted model, not a curated record.